GGAGCAGCAGAUAAAUAUACGUAGAUAUGGAUUAUUGACCAGACCUCCUGCAAGGAGUUUCCUGCCUCCUGCGUACUGUGCCCAGGCAAGUUUUGCCACGAUGGAGGCCGAGAAGGCGGCGAAGGUUUGUCCAGGGACGGACUCUGCGGGUGUCUCCUACACAAGUCACCUGGACUUGUGGAGUGAUGACAAGAAAAAGGCGAGCUGGUACAAGAAAGCGGAGGAGUACUGGGACGCGCAGGCUGCGACGCUGGAUGGCAUUCUGGGAGGCUUCCCGGAGACAAGCGAGCCUGAUCUGCGGGAAUCCAGGAGAUUUCUCAACAUCGUCCGCAGCGCGCCGAAGCCUCCGGGACGGCGGCGUGUCCUGGACUGUGGUGCUGGGAUCGGCCGUGUCACAAAGGGUCUGCUGCUGGAGGAGUUUGACAGCGUCGACCUGGUGGAGCCGAACGAGCGGCUUUUGGAACAAGCAAAGAAAGAGGCAGGUGAUGCCCGGACUGAGCGCUUCAUUGCGAGCUCUCUGGAGCAGUUCGCACCAGAAGAAGCCAGGUAUGAUGUGAUUUGGGCACAGUGGGUGCUGCUGUAUUUGACCGACGAAGACUUGGUGGCCUUCCUCGAACGGUGCAAGAAGGGACUUAGCUCGAACGGGACCAUCUUUGUGAAGGAGAAUGUUGUGAUAGAGGGGCAAUGGAAUGUUGACCGGGAUGACAACAGUAUCUCGAGAACCGAUGCCAUGUACAAGGAGAUUUUCAAGAAAGCCGGGCUGGUUCUGCAAGACGAGCUUCGCCAGGCUCACUGGCCGAAGGAGCUGGUCCCAGUCAAGAUGUAUGCCUUGAGGAGGAGUUAGUUUGGUGUUAGGCCCAUCUUUGGGCAGUUGUAGCUUUAGGUUGCGUUUCACCUCAGAUGUCGGCUCCAUUGCCGGGCAAAAUAAGCAUAGUGAGUGAAGGGCAAGGAUACUCAAAGUUUCGAACGUAGCACAGUCCCUGGAGAAAGUACUGGCAGGCCUUGUGUGGCGUGCUGCGCUGUCCCAACUAAGCAUCGAAGCCACACGCAAGAGUCCCAGCGUCAUUGGCCAAUGAGAUGCCGCUGUCGUUUUGAAGAUCUGUGGAGCAUAUAUGGCAGGUGGUCCCAAGGGCCCCUACCAACCGUUGGUUAGCGAGGAAGUGGGUGGACUCAUCCCUUCGAGUCUGCGCGGCCGGAGGUGCUGCAUGGCGAUGCCCG
Messenger RNA from Effrenium voratum, 1218 nucleotides. NCBI's taxonomy places the organism in Eukaryota, Dinophyceae, Suessiales, Symbiodiniaceae. The record is from the annotation of a GenBank genome assembly.